CCACACAAGUCAAAUCUGCUACUGCAUUCAAGCAAAACAAGUUAAUUCAGUCUGAAUACAAACCCCUUUCAUAGGAGUUCUAUGGUAACUUUGACAAUAAUCACCUUGCAACGAACUACUUUCAACACCAAGUUGUAGCCAGGUCAGUUCGAGUGCAUCCCAUCCGGUGGUAUUGCAAACCCAGCAUGCGACUGGAGCUUCUAGGCUGCACAGUACUUUGCCAAUCUCAACUGGGCGUGGAAGAUGGAACAAUUCCAGACAGCUCAUUUACUUCAUCUUCUAGUCUGCAAAGUGCCGGUUUCCAAGCCGAUAGAGUUAGACCUGGUUGUAUAGGCUUUCUGAUAAUGGAUCAUUCACAUCUUCUUUCUGUCGACCGAGAGGAUAAUUGGAUCCAGGUUGACUUUGGGGAGCCUACACGUAUUUCGGGUCUUAUACUCGAAUCCUGGACUUUGGAGAGUUAUGGAUGUACGUAUGGUUUCUAUUUGAAACACAGAACAUCAAAUGAUUCCACGGGAUGGAUAUCAAUCAGGAACAACUACGGCAACGAGGCGUUCCUACCAACAGAAGGGGUUCCAGUCUUUUAUUGUCGGGAGGAAAGGACUACUAGCUUUUUCAGCCAGAGUGUCCUCACUCAGUUCAUACGAAUGUACAUAGCUCACAUCGAUUUAAUCUCUUCACAAACAUGCGCCUGGAUGAAGUUUGAUUUCCUUGGCUGUCGUAGACAUUUGCAGACUGCUAGGACAUGUCAAACAUUGCACGCUGAGGGGUAUCUGCUGGAUGACACCUACGAAAUAGACAUGGACGGUUUAAACCAAGGACAGCUCCCAUUUCAGGUUUUCUGCAAUAUGUCAACUGGUACAACCAUCAUCCACCACGAUGGUGAGGAUUCUUUCAAAAUCGGCGAACCGCAGAGCAGGGCCAUUACGUACAACAUUGAUGUGCAGCAAGUCAUUAGUGUAAUCGAAAAUUCGCUGUCGUGUCAGCAAAUAGUCAGAGUUGUGUGUCCCACAACUAACCUUACCGCGUCGCCAUCGCCACUGACAUCUCAACCAUUCAAGUGGGGUGCCAGGAAUGGAGAAAUAAUGCCAAAUUGGGGAGUUCCUACUGGGAAAACAGGCUGUGACUGUGGCUUGACCGAUGAGUGCAACGCUGAUCAUCAGAAGUGCAACUGUGGCUAUGCUCGCAACAGGUCCCAUUGGGACUACGACGAGGGGAUACUUACUGACAAAGAUGCCCUGCCAGUCACGCUGAUCAAAUCAGACACCAUCGAAGAACUGCACGUUACCGUUGGGGCAUUAAUCUGCAAAUGGAAACACCCGUCCAGUGGCAAUAUGUAGAGUGGGACAGAACUAAAAAGUCUGCUUUUGAGAACUUAAACGUUACCAGGUCCACAUGUUUAAAAUAUCCGCUGUAAUAACUCUGCACUGUAUUAGCAUGCCAAAAUAUCAAUUACGACAAAACUACGAACCGUAAUGCACUUAGACACUAUUCACUUGAAUUUUCUUUUCUUUCGGCUGUAAUGUUAAUGUGAUGUUGUCUGUAUGGCAGAACAGUAAAGUCUAACUCUCUAUUCGCCUGAAAUGCUGUAGAAAAGCUUCACGCAUCAAACUGCACUUUGCUGCUUGAGUGAAUGAACCUAAGCCAGAAAAUGUUACCAGCGUGGGUUGGAACUGACACCCCCCCCCAAAAAAUCGAUGCACCAGAUACUGCAAUUUCUUUAGGCCCUUGAAUUUUUAACUGACAUAUCUACUGAGUAAGAGAUUAUUUCAACUGCUUGUGUUGAAGGGGAUUUAAUCGCACCCAGAUGCAAAACAUAUCUCAAUGCGCUUUAAAAUCUAACAUGUACAUGUAUAGUGGACUGAUAUCCAUGCAUUUCUUCAACACGUAUCUCUUAAAGGCACGUAUAAUGACAUUUUCUUUGCAUUCGUAUUUUAAGUAUUGUUAUUUCGAUGUGUCCAUGAUUCAAAAGUAUGGUUGGCUUCACUAUUUAGAAAACUGUUUACCUACAUACGUAAUUUGUGUAGUUGUUUGACUAAUAAUUUCUAAAUAUUUAAUUAUUACCUUUUCCUCGAGUCCACACUGCGAACUCCAUUGUGCACUAGUUUUCAUACGAAAGGUAGCUUGGGAAGGGCCCGCAACUAACUUGUCUCAGGUCACAGAUGUUGUGAUAAAUUGUUUUAGAGCGUUAUUGUGCAGAGUCUGAGAGUUAGCACUUUGGUAACUCGGCAAUAAUUUAUUUUGCUCUGCCAAGACAAAUAAUCAUAUAGCUUAACAAGCAUAAUUUAUGCAUAUGCAUACAAUUACAGCCCUUCCUUGCAAAAUUCAAGACCACUGAAAUGCCUACUACUAAAGUAGUAUUCCAUUCAUAAAGUUCCUUGCUAAUGGAAGGUUCGAGACCACUGUUCGAGACCACUAAACAAUUAAGUUGUGUCUCGUUGUCUCAUUGAUAUCCUUUCAACUUCAAUUUCACAAUGUGCUCACUAACAAGAGUCCAUAGAGGGAGGCUCUGAUCUACAACCACCAGCAGCGGAAGUGCGGGAACACUAUCAUCCAGUGACACAGCCUACCUGUAGUAUAGGUUCCUUGUACCACGGUGACCCAUAAUACAACUUAUAACUGAAUUAAAAUUAACAUCUCUGUGACAUGAUUCUAAAAUAAAAGGGUCAUUCUAGGCUUUUUCUUCGCUACAGCUUGGGUGUGGGGCAAAGCAGUGUCUUCAGACGUACUGAUAUUUACAAAGUAAAUUGAGAACCAGCACAAGACUGAUUCCUUUGACAAUAUACUUUAGGUGAAUGCAUCAACUCGGAUAAGCCGCUGUCAGAGCUCAGCCAACUUAGGCCUUGUAUUUCAUAUGCAAAUGUUUUAUCCCCAGUUUUGAAUACCAAUUGAAGUUAGAGGGCUAUUUCUUUUCAUUCUGCUUAACUUCCUUCACAUGUAAUUAGCAUUUUGGGCUUUUGGUUUCGUGGGUUUGAGUUGUACCAGGGGUGAACAAAGGUAAGUUAUUUAUUAAGCCAAGGAGGUCUUUUGUUUGAAUGAAUGCUUGUGCUGGGUGUGUGUGCAAGUGGUGGAUGCAGUGGUAUAUAAAAGGAGUGUACCAUCUUUUGUCCAGGGCCACUUGUUAUGCUAUUCCAGUGAUAGUAACGUCG
Acanthaster planci (crown-of-thorns starfish) is the source of this 3146-nucleotide messenger RNA. RefSeq lists its product as uncharacterized. Gene Ontology annotation, molecular function: signaling receptor activity. NCBI's taxonomy places the organism in Eukaryota, Metazoa, Echinodermata, Asteroidea, Valvatida, Acanthasteridae. The record is from RefSeq and is a predicted model, not a curated record. Gene Ontology annotation, cellular component: plasma membrane.